This is a messenger RNA of Podarcis muralis (Common wall lizard), 2064 nucleotides long. It is a transcript of the gene FHL3, whose product is annotated as four and a half LIM domains 3. The record is from RefSeq and is a predicted model, not a curated record. Gene Ontology annotation, biological process: actin cytoskeleton organization. NCBI's taxonomy places the organism in Eukaryota, Metazoa, Chordata, Lepidosauria, Squamata, Lacertidae. Gene Ontology annotation, cellular component: Z disc; stress fiber; nucleus. Gene Ontology annotation, molecular function: transcription coregulator activity; actin binding.
UGGGCAGCGGCGGCGGCGGCUCCGGCUCCGCCCCGCGAGGGCAGGCCAGGGAAGCAGGCGCGGCCGCCGCCACUUCGACUCGGGCAGGCGGAGAGAGGGACAAGCCGAGCGCCUCUGGCGAAGCCGCGGCUGGACAGGGCGCAGCAGGACCCUUGUGCAGAGUCCCAGCCUGCAGCAGGAUGACUGAAGGCUUUGACUGCGCCAGCUGCAAGGAGUCCCUCUAUGGGCGCAAAUACAUCCAGGUGGACGAGGGGCCCUUCUGCAUCCCCUGCUAUGAUACCCACUUUGCCAACACCUGUGACGAGUGCAAGGAGCCCAUCGGGCACGACUGCAGGGAGCUCUACUACGAGGACCGGCAUUACCACGAGGGCUGCUUCCGCUGCUUCCGGUGCGACCGCUCCCUAGCCGACGAGCCUUUCACCUGCCAGGGCCAGGAGCUGCUCUGCAACGACUGCUAUUGCCGGGAGUUCUCCUCCCAGUGUGUGGCCUGCCAGCAGGUGGUCAUGCCAGGCUCCCGGAAGCUGGAGUACAACGGCCAGACGUGGCACGAGCACUGCUUCCUCUGCAGCGGCUGCCAGCAGCCCAUCGGGGCUCGCUCCUUCAUCCCUGAGCAGAAGGACUACUACUGCGUCCCGUGCUACGAGAGCAAGUUUGCCCCCCGCUGCACCCACUGCAAGAAGUCGCUGACCAAGGGAGGCGUGACCUACCGGGACGAGCCCUGGCACAAGGAGUGCUUCGUCUGCACGAGCUGCCAGACCCCCCUGGCCGGGCAGCAGUUCACCUCUCAGGAAGACCAGCCCUACUGUGUCAAGUGCUUUGGGAGCCUCUACGCCAAGAAGUGCAGUGCCUGCACCAAGCCCAUCACAGGCUUUGGAGGGGGCAAAUACGUCUCCUUUGAGGACCGCCACUGGCACCACAACUGCUUCAGCUGCUCCCGCUGUGCCGCCUCCCUCGUGGGCAAGGGCUUCAUCCCGGAGAACGAGGAGAUCCUCUGCCGCGACUGCGCUAGCGACCUCUGAGGCCGGGCCUGGUGCCGGUUGUCCUCCAGGCUUCCUGCAUCCUGAAGCAGCAGCAACAGUGGGGCAGAGAGGAUUCUCCCUCCCUGCUUCCCUUUCCCUGCCUCUCUGUGGCUGGGCCUCGGGGGCUGGAUCCACAUGCCCCCAUAACUUUGUCCCCAGAGGUUGUGUUGCGAAGUGGGAGACCGCUCCCUCCCUCUGUCCCCUGCUAUUGCAGCCCAGCAAAGCCUGUCUAUGCAAGGUGAUCCCAGCGUGGGAUGCAGGGGGGAUGUAUGUCUGAACUGGUUGCAGCCUCUCCAACCUCCCACCAACCCCUGCCCUGAGCCUCCAGUUUCUGGGCCUAGCAGCGCCAAGCUCUCCCCCCCUGCCAAGAGUCCCCCCUUCUCCCUGCAGGAGGUGGAAGCAGAGGCUGGAGGGCGGGCACCGCCCCACCCACCUCUUAUGAGCCUCUGAGGGAGGGUGCUGCUCCUCCCUGCCCCCCAGGGGUCCUGCCCCCCAUCUUUCUCCCCCCAAGUGUUGUCUGCAGUGGUAGGCGGGGAGGGUGAGUGGACCCAGGAGCAAACUUGUCAAAACAGGCAAGGCUCCAGCAGUGGGUCUCCCUUGCAGGGUGGGCGCUGAGGGUGCUCACGACCCUUUGGGUGGGCCUUGGCACUCUCUCCACCCACAGUGACUUUGUGGCCUGCUCAGCGCCAGCUGCUCUGCCUAGCAGGAUCUCCAGAACGAUACCAAAGUGACCCCCCAUCUUCUCCAGCUGCAGGAAGCCACUUCCGGCCCCUAUUCUCUAUAUCCUAAACUUUCUUCCUGGCUCCUUCUCUCUCCCCUCUUCCAGGGAAUAUUUUGUCCCCAUCCUGUUCAUGUACUGUGUAGCCAGUUCCUUGGAUAUUUUGCAGUGGGGGAGUCAGUGUGUGUGUGUGUGUGUUUUUCUCUCUCUGCCUGUCGGAGGUGGUGGUGGUGGUGGGGACUCCUCCUAGCCUUGCCCAUAUCUGGCCAGUGUCCGCCCCCCCCGCCCCCGCUUUCUGGCUUUAUAUAAUAAACCAUGUUACUGGAC